UGCAGCAUCAGCACCUACCGUCCAAGUUUCAAUCUGUCUGUCGAACGCUUGACUGGCAUCACCCUCGUUUGGCUGGCCUCGCAUCCCGCUCCAAGAUCACCAAUUCGCUCGCUCUAUCUAUCGUCUGCUUUUUCUACUCGUGGCGUCUGGCGUCUCGUCUCCUCGCAGGUUGCGAUUUCGACCUGUUGUUUACUUGCGCUCACAGCAUCACCACUCGACAGAUCCCAUCGUCGUUGCGCAUACUCGACACCAGUGCUGAUCGAUCCAGCAUCACCAUGAUUGAUUGCCACUGAUACGCAUCACUUUCUGGCUCCUUGGCGCAAUGGCGCUCAUCAACCCACCCCCGCCAACCCUGUCUGCAGACAAUCUCUCCAUCUUCUACACUACCGAUGAACUAUUGUCCGCCUCUCCGACUCUUGUCCUGCACGGCCGCUCAGCAACCGCAUCGGCGAUUCCGACCAAUUCGCGAAUUCAAGUUCACAUAUACAGCCCAGCUGGAUUCCAAUCAUUCCCUCGCCUCACAGUAGCCCCGAGCUCCCCAUUAUACGCGGCCGUUGACUGUUUGGCAAGGGAGGAACAAGGGGACGAAAUAUGCAGAGGUCUCGCGUUCAGCUUAUACAAAUACUUCAGCGAGCUUUCAGAUGGCGUCAAGAACACCUGGGAGACGAGAGCGAAUUCUUUUGGUCAGCUCCCGUCUGCGCCGAAGCUGUUCUCUGACGCCCAUGCUGCGAUUCUUGCAAGCCGCAUGGUCAAGAUCGAGAAUCCCGCUCAUGUCAUUGAGGAUAUCAAGCAAUCGCUAGCACAACAGACUAUAUCAUGGAUCGACCUCGACAUUGUUGUGCCAGCGGGGUCGAUGAGGCAACCUCCAGAGAACAUGAGGGAGUCUGAUCUGUUCAAUGCUAGUGAAGAAGAUACAAUAGAUCAACGUUACGGAGACAUUGCGCCCUGUGUCAGACUUUUCGGACAAAGCGCAUUCUUGCCUACAUCAAAGUUGAAGAGAGCCCCGUCUCGACCGACGAAUCUCAAUCGCACAUUGGCGUUUACCAAGAAGCAGAAAGAGAACUUGAGGCGCGAGAUGAUUGAGUUACUAGACACCGAGGAAAGCUAUGUGAGCAAAAUCUAUGACCUUCUUCACAGCGUUGCCGAGGACUUUAGACAAAAAGCGAAGAAGAAAAGUAUGAGUAGCGGAAGCCCAAGCGAGCAGGCCUUGAAAGGAUUGUUCCCACCCAGUCUUGACCAGAUACUGCAAGUCAACUCAUCGUUUCUUGAGGUGAUUCGCAACAUUCUAGACGCAACGGAAGACGAGGCUAUUCAUGACCUGGAGAACACUAGCGACGACCCUGACGUCGUCUCUGCUGUCGACCCAAAUGGACCGGAUGUUACUGGAGCCGUCACUUUGGCCAGAAGCCUUGUUGAAUGGUUUCCCAGAUUCUCCGACUGCUACACGCAAUAUAUACAUGCUCACGCUGAAUUUUCUGGAUUCCUACGAAUUUUUCUUAGCGAAACAGGCUCUAGCUUUUCCAGGCGUGUUCAAGAAACCGGCGAGCAGCGAUUGAUGUCAAUGCUCAUAGAGCCGGUACAGCGUUUACCACGCUACAACCUUUAUAUUGACAACAUUGUCAAGCAACUUCCAGUUCGCCACCCUGCAUUGAAGCCGUUCCUAAAGGCGCGGGACAUAAUCUCGGAAAUAUGCUCGCGAGAGUCUUCAGGUUCACAGCAAGUUAAGAUCAUGAACAAUUUGCGACGAUCUGUAGCAUCCUGGCCUGUUGACUUCCAAGCACGCGGCCGUUUCAUCACAGCUGUUGAUGUGACAGAGUUGGCACCUCCAUAUAGAGUAAAAUUCCAAGGCGUUGGCGCCGAUCCCGGUAUCUUUCUGCUAUUCACGGAUUGUUUAGUACUGCUUCGAAAGCUGUCCAGACGGAAUACAAAUGCCCGGAGCUUGAUCGCUGAGCUUGAAGGUUCUUCAGCAAUGGAGAUCGACUCAGAUGGUCGAAUGCAGCCUGAUCUUGUAUUUCAUGAGCAAUUCAGCCUCAGCGAGCUUUCCAUUAGUGAAGCUAACGACGGAAGAGUCUUACAUCUACAAAGCAGCCGCACCAAGCCUGAUCAUGAGGUGCCGAGGGUGUUCAGCCUUUCAAUGGCUUAUGAAGGUAGAGCCGCCAAGUUCUCCGAAGAGUUUGUCAAAGCGAGAGUGGAGGGUCGGUUCCCAGAAGCAGAGCGUGAUAGUUACAAGUGGGAGGUUCGCUCUGUACCGGGAGAUCUUUCAUUAUUUCCCGCGAUCUCCGAAGAUCUCGCAGGGCAUCGUCCGUCUGGCCGACGACUACCUGCGCCUAUCAGAGUUUACAUUGAUCCGUCAAAAUUCUCAGCAACUGCAAAACCGGGUGAUCUUGGUAUAGAGGUGGUAUGCAGAUUGUCCAUUCUAGGCGAGAAUUUCUAUCUGCUGGACAUCACGGGCACAAAUGAUUACGCGAGUCGGGAUCGGCUAAGUUCUACGGAGUUCAUGCCCGUGUUUACGAAGAGAUUGAGCAAUUUUUUCCAACUCCGCAAUCAGAUCCGUAAUCCUGCGAUGACAUCCCUAUUCCUCAUGAGAAACCAACAGAUUCUAUCUAGCCUGAACGUAAUUCUACCAGGUGUAGAUCCAGAACCUUCCGGCGACAAAACUUUCCGCUCAGCUUCUCCCGUGAAGAUGCUCUCCAGUUUUUUCAGCGGAACUUCCAAAGACUCCAACUCCUUCCGAAAACAACGACCUAUGUCUACUCUCGGCGAUGCACCUCGACUUCUCGCGCCAUCGUCUUCUAGGCCUCAGAGUCGGGACAGACCCCUGAGCCGAGACAGGCCUGAAAGCCGAGACAGCGAGUCUACAUCUCGUCCCCAGUCCGCCGGAGUAGGUACGGUCAGUAGCACUCCGACGCGAACCGCUGAGUCUAUGUCGAAACUGGAAGAUACACUUUGUGCUUACCUCUUGGCUCUACAUUCCCGAAAAGGAAACGUUGUCGGGAAGAACAUACGUAACCGAGCCACGGCCGAUGAGCUUGUAGUGAACGAACUAUACAAUGCAUUGCUUGAAGACCCUGCUAAUCACCAAGCUGCAGCUCACGCCUCUGUGGACGUCGUAUUUUCUGCCUUCGAAAAGUUCGUCAAGAUAGCAUGGAAGGAAAAGAUGGGCCCGGUCGUUGCUGGACCCAUACUGAUUGCCUUCCAAUCAAAGUCGGAUAGCUCGUACCCUGGCGAAUUUGAAAGCUACUUCAGACAGAUUUUCAGCGAUAUGUCACCGCCGAACCAACGAGCCUUGCAGUCUAUCGUCAAGCUGCUAGCGGAUCUGCUUGAAGGCACAGGCAACGACGGUGAUCGAGGCAUACUCACUGCUUCCUUUGCGGAAAUUCUAGUGACAGACGGCAAUGCAAACGACUUCAUCUCGCUCUUGGAUCGUUUUGUGGAGGAUAUAUAUCUUCUGUUCGCUCCAGAGCCAAGCACGCCUCUACACAGCUCUAUCAGUUCCGAGACGCGUAUCAGGCUCGCUCAUACCGGGUCCCUGAGCUCUAAUGCUUCAUCACUUCGAAAGAAGUUCGGUCUUGGUGGUUUGACCCGCGAAAAUAGCAAGUCAGACCUCGAAUCCAAAUUCGGAUCUGUCUUCCGUACUUUAAGCAAGACUGCGCGUGGAGAAAGCAGUCGCAAUGACCAGACCCAGCCUGCAGGCAUGUCCAGAGCCUCACUUGUACGAUCACGUUCGACAGACACCGACGCGCGUGUUUCACCGAAAAGACCAGUGUCUCGGGACCGACCUACUGUUCUGGGUGCUUUCGCAUUCGAGGACGAUACAUCACACUCGGGCAGAAGCUUUUUAGGUGUCUCUGGGCUGGACACUAUCGGCGAGGUGCCAAGUGCCCACAAGCAUCCACGCAAGAAGCGAAGGAGUUCUUUGUCGGAUUUGAAACCCCUGCAGUGCCCUGCGCCUGGAACACCGACAUGGUCACCACAAACACCUCGACGUCCCACGCAUGUUCGCCAGACGAGCGCGUCGCCUUCCACCCCAACACGUACCCCUAAGACUUCGCAUAUACCGGAACCAGUACCGACGCCUUUGACUAGGAGUAGUUCGCCAACAAAGGAGAACGGUCCUCCUAGGACACAUCGCGGACACUCUCCUCUGAAGACACCCAUUCCCGCAGCUACAAGCGAUGUGACCAUAAUCAGCCGCGGCCCCAGCAAACGCCGUAGCGACUCUGUCUCAGGCAUUCCAAUGUUGAAGACCAGCUCAACCGCCCCUCCUAUCCUCUCUGAGCGUCCUAGCUCUGGCAAUACGCCCAAGGUGUCUUCAACCACCAAAGUUCCCACCGCUACCGGGAGAAAGCCACCACUCUCGUCUUCUCCUCCGAAGAAGCUCCGUAUGCAGUCCCCGCAGAAACUCCGUGAGCGUCUACAAAAAGAGCAAAACGCAAUUGCUACAUCCUCGCCUAUGCUUCAGGCGGAAUUGUGUAAGAUUGGCGAUGAGAUUGCCGCGCAGGCAAGCUUGAGGAGUGCUUCACCUGUUCGGGCCUCUCGCUCGAACACUGUACACUCUUCUUCGUCCAAGUCGUCAAGUCUUACUCCAUCGAUUGCCUCUAUGGGCCCUCUCAUCGGCAGAGUCACAACUCUUGAGUCUAGACUUAGCACACUAAUUAGCGAGACAGAGUCUCGUACCAAGGCCAUCGGCGCUGAUCUCUCCAGUAGUUUGCAAGUCAGUGAGACGAAGGCGCGCAAGCUGGAUGAGUUGUAUAGAGAAGCAAAUGCGGAGAAUGAGGCGCUCUAUGCGAAGUUCAACGAUGAGUUGAUAAAGGUCGUAAGAAAUGUCAGGGGUGGUGAUGGUGUUGAGGAGCUGAAAAGACUGCUGAAGGCUAGCCAAGAGGAAGUUGCUGUUCUGAAGAGGGAGAGUAGCCGACUCAAGAGGGAGAAUGUAGGCUUAAGGGCGCAGCUAAGAGAGUAAUGCUGGUGGCUGUCGACUCACGAUGGAUUCAGCGUUCUGUUGUCAUUGUGACUCUGGGUGAUCAUAAGCCCCUCUGGUGCGCCCGAGAGACUUGGGCAAAUACAGGCGUUAUCAUCUACUUCUUGUAUCAUACUUCGGGUAUAGACUCUCUCACAAAGGGCGCCGGGUGGUGUAAGGAGGUUUCUGUCAGCAUAGUUAUGAUGACCCAAGCGAAUGUAUCCUAGGUAUGGAACGUUAUGAAUGCAUGAUUUUCAUUGCUGCCGCACAUCU
Molecule: messenger RNA, 5230 nt
Organism: Pseudovirgaria hyperparasitica
Lineage: Eukaryota; Fungi; Ascomycota; Dothideomycetes; Acrospermales; Acrospermaceae
Exons: 2
Coding region: 323-4960 (1545 amino acids)
Molecular function (GO): guanyl-nucleotide exchange factor activity
Source: RefSeq, a predicted model, not a curated record